This is a messenger RNA of Puma concolor (puma), 2124 nucleotides long. Lineage: Eukaryota; Metazoa; Chordata; Mammalia; Carnivora; Felidae. The record is from RefSeq and is a predicted model, not a curated record.
GGUGAGGAGCCCCGGAUGUCAGACAAGGACACCAAGGCCAUGAUGAGCACAGAAGACAUACCUGAAGGCAAGGCCAGCCCAAACUCUCAGGACUUGCAACGAAGUGUGUUCUAUAGCAUCAAGUUCUUCGUCCUGUGCCACAGCCUGCUGCAGCUGGCACAGCUCAUGAUCUCCGGCUACCUCAAGAGCUCCAUCUCCACAGUGGAGAAGCGCUUCGGCCUCUCCAGUCAGACCUCAGGGCUGCUGGCUGCCUUCAAUGAGGUGGGAAACACAGCCCUGAUUGUGUUUGUGAGCUACUUUGGCAGCCGAGUCCACCGGCCCCGACUGAUCGGCUAUGGGGCUGUCCUUGUGGCCCUGGCAGGCCUGCUCAUGAGUCUCCCACACUUCAUCUCGGAGCCAUACCGCCACGACCGUGCCAGCCCCGUGGACAUGCCACAGGAUUUUGAGGCUUCUCUGUGCCAGUCCAAAACCUUGGUCCCAGACCCAACCCCAGCUCCCUCCAACAGCAGCUGCUCAAGCUACACGGAGACCCAACAUCUGGCUGUGGUGGGGAUAAUGUUCACGGCACAGACCCUGCUCGGCGUGGGCAGUGUGCCCAUUCAGCCCUUCGGCAUCUCCUACAUCGAUGAUUUUGCCCACAACAGCAAUUCGCCCCUCUACCUUGGGAUCCUGUUUGCAGUAACCAUGAUGGGGCCAGGCAUGGCCUAUGGGCUGGGCGGUCUCAUGCUGCGCCUUUAUGUAGACAUCGACCGGAUGCCAGAAGGUGGUAUCAGCCUGACCUCAAAGGACCCCCGAUGGGUGGGUGCCUGGUGGCUGGGCUUCCUCAUCUCCGCUGGUGCGGUGGCCCUGGCUGCCAUCCCCUACUUCUUCUUCCCCAGGGAGAUGCCCAAGGAGAAGCAUGAACUUCGCUUUUGGCGAAAGGUCUUGACGGUCUCAGACUCACCUGUUAGCAAAGGUGAAGAUUCUCCCUCUGAGCAGAGUCUGCGGGAACCUCUAGAGAAGCAGGAUGGCCUAGUCCAGAUUGCACCAGACCUGACUGUGAUCCAGUUUAUCAAAGUGUUCCCCAGGGUGCUGCUGCGGACCCUGCGCCACCCCAUCUUCCUGCUGGUGGUCCUGUCUCAGGUGUGCAUGUCAUCCAUGGUGGCAGGCAUGGCCACCUUCUUGCCCAAGUUCCUGGAGCGCCAGUUUUCCGUCACAGCGUCCUACGCCAACCUGCUCAUAGGCGGCCUCACCAUCCCAUCGGCCAUUAUAGGCAUCGUGGUGGGGGGCAUGCUGGUCAAGCGCCUCCACCUGGGCCCCAUGCGCUGUGGAGCCCUCUGCCUGCUGGGGGCGCUGUUCUGCCUACUUCUCAGCCUGCCCCUCUUUUUCAUGGGCUGCCCUACCCACCGGAUUGCAGGCAUCACCCACGAGCCUGGCAACUUGCCUGGACUAGAACAGUUUCCAGCCUGCAGAGGGAAUUGCUCCUGUCCAUUAGACGACUUUAACCCUAUCUGCGACCCCAGCACCCAUGUGGAGUACCUCACACCCUGCCAGGCAGGCUGCACAAGCCGGGUGGUCCAGGAGGCUCUGGACAAAAGCCAGGUUUUCUACGCCAACUGCAGCUGCGUGGUAGGGGGAGGCCCUGUGCCCGCGGGCUCCUGCGACUCCGCCUGCAGCCACCUGGUGCUGCCCUUCAUGUUCCUGGUCAGCCUGGGUGCGGCACUGGCCAGUCUCACCCACACACCCUCCUUCAUGCUCAUCCUAAGUCACAGCAAGGAGAAAGUGGAGUGUCCCCCGACUCCCCGCCCCCACCCUACCUGUGAUGAGUGGGCCACAGGAGCCUGGAUGCCCAGCCCAGUGAUCCACGGCAGCGCCAUCGACACCACCUGUGUGUACUGGGCCCAGAGCUGUGGGCGGCGGGCCGUUUGUCGCUACUAUGACCACGACCUGCUCCGAAACCGGUUUGUCGGCCUCCAGUUCUUCUUCAAGACAGGCUCCCUGGCCUGCUUUGCCUUGAUUUUGGCCAUCCUAAGGCAGCAGGACAAAGAGGAGAGGACCCAGGUCACCGUAUCCAUCCCUGGCCUACAGCAACAGCAGCCAUUAGUGUCAGGGCCAGAAAAGAAGCCUGAGGAAUUCAGAGCGUGA